Medicago truncatula (barrel medic) is the source of this 1545-nucleotide messenger RNA. Its product is annotated as DNA repair protein RAD51 homolog 3. Gene Ontology annotation, molecular function: ATP-dependent DNA damage sensor activity; crossover junction DNA endonuclease activity; four-way junction DNA binding. Gene Ontology annotation, cellular component: Rad51B-Rad51C-Rad51D-XRCC2 complex; replication fork; Rad51C-XRCC3 complex. The transcript is spliced from 9 exons. The coding region runs from base 326 to 1369 and encodes 347 amino acids. The record is from RefSeq and is a predicted model, not a curated record. Gene Ontology annotation, biological process: reciprocal meiotic recombination; DNA repair; meiotic DNA recombinase assembly. NCBI's taxonomy places the organism in Eukaryota, Viridiplantae, Streptophyta, Magnoliopsida, Fabales, Fabaceae.
ACAUGAUAUUAGAUAAAUCAAAUUGCAAUAUCGCCGGUACUGUGCACGAAUUCAUGGUGAGGGAUUGUAUCACAUCCAUAGUCUGAAUAGAUUUAUGAAUGUUUGAUUAUGUUGACAAAACAUAUACACAAUAGCGAAAAGGGAAAUUAACAUGUUUUGAUUUAUCUAGCCAAAUAACAUAUUUGAUUUAUUUAGCCAAAUAACUUAUCAGAAUACAUUUUGUCUACAAAGUGGUCUAUUGAAUUUGAUGUUUUUUUUAAAAAAAGCACACAAGAAAAGGAAAAUGAAGAAGAGUGUGGAAAAGUAACGAAAGAGAGUGGUCGACAUGGAAAUCGGAAUGCUACCAAUCUCGGCAUCAAAGAGAGGAAAGCUCUUAGCAGCUGGUUACACAACACUCCACUCCAUUCUUCGCACUUCCACCACUCAUCUUGUUCGAGAUAUAGAAGUUUCUGAGAGUGAAGCUUUGGAGAUUCUGAAUUUUGCAACCAGAAGUAAUGAUUUGGACAAAUCAAGUGGGAGUAACACUAAUGUUAUUGAUGGUGGUCAGACUGCUUGGGAUAUGCUCAAUGAGGAAAGAUUUUCUUCUCUCAUUACCACUUCUUGUCUUGAUCUAGAUAACAUCCUUGGUGGAGGGAUUAAUUGCAAAGAAGUGACUGAAAUUGGUGGAGUCCCGGGCAUCGGUAAAACACAAAUAGGGAUUCAACUUGCAGUAAAUGUUCAGAUUCCCUUAGACUAUGGUGGCCUAGGUGGGAAGGCAAUAUACAUCGAUACUGAAGGAAGCUUUAUGGUUGAACGUGUUCUUCAAAUUGCUGAAGCAUGCAUAGAAGACAUGUCAGAAUAUAGCCACCACUUUCACAAGGAUAAUCAAGCUUUUGGAGUUAAAAUGCACCCGAAUAGUAUCUUGGAAAAUAUAUUCUAUUUUCGUGUUUGCAGCUAUACUGAACAAAUUGCGUUGGUAAAUUACUUGGACAAAUUCGUAACGGAGCAUAAAGAUGUGAAGAUCAUCAUUAUUGAUAGUGUUACUUUCCACUUCCGCCAAGACUUUGAUGAUAUGGCUCUCCGGACUCGAUUACUUGGUGAAAUGUCAUUGAAGUUGAUGAAGCUUGCAAAGAACUUAUCUUUGGCUGUUGUUAUGUUGAAUCAAGUUACAACUAAGCAUAUUGAAGGUUCAUUUCAAUUGACCCUUGCCCUAGGUGAUAGCUGGUCGCAUUCGUGCACGAACCGGAUCAUCUUAUAUUGGAAUGGCGAUGAAAGACAUGCAUACAUUGACAAGUCUCCUUCUCUUAAAUCAGCUUCAGCACCAUACUCUGUGACUUCUAGGGGGAUACGUAAUUCUACUUCAAGCAGUAAAAGAAUCAAGAUGGUGUGAGAUUUUGAGUAGGAAGAUGAUAGACUAUGUGUCCUUUUCUUUUAUGGCCUUCAAAGGAUACUGGCUUUUGUGUAGCCUCAGUAUAGUGAACUUUUGUGUAGCUAUCUGACCAUUUUUCCCAUUUAUAACUGAUCGAUUGAUCAAUAUAUGCAACACUUUUAACAUUUGCAAUCAAA